This is a messenger RNA of Ictidomys tridecemlineatus (thirteen-lined ground squirrel), 3301 nucleotides long. The record is from RefSeq and is a predicted model, not a curated record. NCBI's taxonomy places the organism in Eukaryota, Metazoa, Chordata, Mammalia, Rodentia, Sciuridae.
GGGGCUACGCGCGCCAUGGAGCCGCGGUGCCCGCCGCCGUGCGGCUGCUGCGAGCGAGUGGUGCUCAACGUGGCCGGACUGCGCUUCGAGACGCGGGCGCGCACGCUGGGCCGCUUCCCAGACACACUGCUGGGGGACCCGGUGCGCCGCAGCCGCUUCUACGACGGUGCGCGCCGCGAGUACUUCUUCGACCGACAUCGGCCCAGCUUCGACGCCGUACUCUACUACUACCAGUCGGGUGGUCGGCUGCGGAGGCCGGCGCACGUGCCGCUCGACGUCUUCCUGGAGGAGGUGGCCUUCUACGGGCUGGGCGCGGCGGCGCUGGCGCGCCUGCGGGUAACUUCUGGCUGCCCGGUGCCGCCCGAGCGCCCCCUGCCCCGCCAUGCCUUCGCGCGCCAGCUCUGGCUGCUCUUCGAGUUCCCCGAGAGCUCACAGGCCGCGCGCGUGCUGGCCGUCGUGUCUGUGCUUGUCAUCCUCGUCUCUAUCGUAGUCUUCUGCCUUGAGACGCUGCCCGAUUUCCGCGAUGACCGCUACGACCCGGGACUAGCUUCAGUGGCCGCAGCUGGCCCGUUCCCCGCUCGGCUGAAUGGCUCCAGCCCCGUGCCAGGAACCACUUCCCGCUUGCCCUUCAACGACCCAUUCUUUGUGGUGGAGACGCUGUGCAUCUGUUGGUUCUCCUUUGAGCUGCUGGUACGCCUGGUGGCCUGCCCGAGCAAGGCAGUCUUCUUCAAGAACGUGAUGAACCUCAUCGAUUUUGUGGCCAUCCUGCCCUACUUUGUGGCACUGGGCACUGAGCUGGCCCGACAGCGGGGUGUGGGUCAACCAGCCAUGUCUCUGGCCAUCCUGCGGGUCAUCCGAUUGGUGCGUGUCUUCCGCAUCUUCAAGCUGUCCCGGCAUUCAAAGGGCCUGCAGAUCUUGGGCCAGACACUUCGGGCCUCCAUGCGUGAGCUGGGCCUCCUCAUCUUUUUCCUCUUCAUCGGGGUGGUCCUCUUUUCCAGCGCAGUCUACUUUGCUGAAGUUGAUCGAGUAGACUCCCAUUUCACCAGCAUCCCCGAGUCCUUCUGGUGGGCAGUGGUCACCAUGACCACAGUUGGCUACGGUGACAUGGCACCUGUCACUGUGGGUGGCAAGAUAGUGGGUUCUCUGUGUGCCAUCGCUGGUGUGCUGACCAUUUCCUUGCCUGUACCAGUCAUUGUCUCCAACUUCAGCUACUUUUACCACCGGGAGACGGAGGGUGAAGAGGCCGGGAUGUACAGCCAUGUGGACACACAGCCCUGUGGCACUCUAGAGGGCAAGGCCAAUGGGGGCUUGAUGGAUGGAGAAGUGCCUGAGCUGCCACCUCCACUCUGGGCGCCCCCUGGGAAACACCUGGUCACUGAAGUGUGAGGGACAGUUGAGGUCUGCAGGGAGGGUAGAGGGGGAAAUAGUGGGAGGGGAUUGGGUUUAGGAAGAUCUAGGUUAAGAGGUAACAAGUGGGGAAAGCUGAGUCUUGUUGGGUCUUGAGUUGUGUGGUUUGGUAGCUCCUGUGGGUCCUCAAAUAGCCAAGAAUGGCAACGGCUGGUGUUGGGCUAAGGGGGAACUCCGCUGGUUUGUACUGCAUUGAGUAGUACACAGCUCAUGGGGCCUUUUGGGGUAAUGUUGAGAUAGGUUUUCUCAUAUUUGUAUAUUUUUUAUACAAAUACAUAUCAUCCUGUGUGUUUCCUAGGUCCACGUUGGGUUGGGUUGGCUGGUGAGUCUGAGUAAGUCUUGUCCAAAUGCAUUACACAGGAUUUGUGAGCUCCCUAGAGUUGUGCUGGAUCACAUCAGGUAGUCCCCCAUGGCACUGUGGAGAUCCAUUGUGUGGUCCAUGCAUGGUGUUGUUGAGUUGUGUUGAGACAUGUCGAGAAUUGUGUGGCAUUGUGUUUCUUCUAGGACCAUGUUUUUUUAGGUUCUGUGAACUUGUGAGUCAUGUAGAAAUACACAGUCAAGUAAUAGAAUAUGAGCUUUCUAGGUCACAGUGGGUUAAGUUGGGUUGGAACCUAUGGCUGAGUUCACCUUUUAAGGGUUUUGUCAAGUUGUAUCAAUAAGGCUGGUUCAGUUGGGUCAUAAAACUGUUGGAGUCUCACAGGGCCAUGCUGAGUUUUGUCACUGUGUGAAUUCUGUUGAUUGAGUUGGACUAUAUGUAUGGGAUCCAUAGGGCAAUGUUAGGUGGUUUUGCACUUAGUGGGAGCAUCAGGACCUAAGGAUAACAGCACUUGGCAAGAGUCAUGUAUCCAGGAGGAAGUGUGGUGUUGCGGAUCUGGGAAAUGGACUGAACCACUGGCCCAGCGUUACUCCCUGGAGGCGAGGGACUGGGUCUUGAAUCCCUGGAUUCAGGUGUUCAUCAAAAGGGCCUCCAGGUGAACUAGGAAGAUGGAGAGAGUUCAUCUUGCCCCAGCUCUGUCUGUCCUCCCUUGUGGUUUAGCAUGGAGACAUGGAAGUCAGAGCCAUGAGGGAAGACAGACAGGCAGAAAGCUGUGUGUACUCUGUUCAGACAUAAUAAGGGAACAAAAAGGAGGGGAAAACAGACACCCAAGAGAGACCGUGGGACAGAAAGAGAGAAAGAAGGAAAGAGAGACCCAAAGGAGGGAAACAGAGACCCAUAGAGAGAAGACCCCUUAGGGGAAUAGAGACCCAGAGGAAAGGGGACAGGGACCCAGAGAGAAGUACAGAGACCAAUGAUGAGGCAUGGAGACCUGGAGGGGGAUGUCAGACACCCCAAGAGAGAAGGACAGACACUAGAAAUGAAGACAGACCACACAGCAUCUGAGAAAGAAAGCUCCUCCUUCCCUGCCCCCCCCAAAAGGCAGAAAAACUGGUAUUCUUGACCCUAAAGAGAGGCCCAGUCUCUGUCCUCAGAAUCCUAAGAGAUCACCCAUCUUCCUGCAGCUCAGAAAGACUGUCUGACAGCUGGAUGUCUCUGUGUUUUCCAGGAGAGGAACCCAAGGCUCAAAAGGGCAAUAGCUUCCCAAGGUUCACACAGCACACCAGGGUGGGGGUGCUUGUGGCUGGCUGCUGGGCUUCACAUGUUCCCACAGUCCGUGGUGUUCAGGGACUUCCUGAGGCCAGUAGUCUCAUGUCCUAUAGAUGAGGAAACUGAGGCUCAGAAGGUAUGCUGUUACCCAAGGUAGCAAAGCCAAACAUUUUCUAGAGUCAGAAUGAAAGGGCAUUUAGAGGAGGAAGAGGAGGAUGGUUACAAUCGCUAACACACAUAGGGCUUCCUAUGUGCCAGGCAUUGUUCAAGGUAUUAUAUUAAUUUAUUAAAAACCUAUCCAGUGGUUUA